Messenger RNA from Venustampulla echinocandica, 1074 nucleotides. Its product is annotated as putative reductase RED1. The record is from RefSeq and is a predicted model, not a curated record. The transcript has a single exon. Gene Ontology annotation, molecular function: oxidoreductase activity, acting on the CH-CH group of donors, NAD or NADP as acceptor. The coding region runs from base 1 to 1074 and encodes 357 amino acids. NCBI's taxonomy places the organism in Eukaryota, Fungi, Ascomycota, Leotiomycetes, Helotiales, Pleuroascaceae.
AUGGUUCAGAACAAGGGCCUUAUCUUCAAGCAAAUCCCCACGGGGUGGCCGGUCCCAGGAAAGGAUCUAGUCGUUGAGACGCGCGAAUUCGAUCUCAACCAAGCUCCACCUAAGGGCGGGAUUACGACCAAGAACUUCUAUGCCUCGUUUGAUCCAUAUCAGAGGGGGAGAAUGCGUGACCCCAGCAUAAAGUCGUACAGCCCUGCUUUCGUCUUGGGUCAGCCGAUCAACAACAACACCGUUGCCAAGGUUCUCAAAUCCGACAAUCCGAAGUUCAAGGAAGGGGAAUUUAUCACUGGCAUGCUUUCCACCGAGGAAUACUCGGCUGUUCCGAAAGAAGUCACGGAGUCGAUGAUCCAGAAGAUUGACAACCAAUAUAACCUCGACCUCAAGAUGUUCCUCGGACCCCUGGGUAUGCCAGGUUUGACAGCAUAUUCGUCCUUUUACGAAAUCGGCAAGCCGGUUAAGGGUGAAACCAUCUUUAUCUCGGCCGCAUCCGGAGCCGUGGGUCAAAUUGUUGGGCAACUCGCAAAACAUGAAGGUCUGCGCGUGAUUGGAUCUGUUGGAUCCGAUGAUAAGCUGGAGUUUAUUACCAAGGAGCUUGAUUUUGACGGAGGUUUCAAUUACAAGAAGGAAAAGCCACUCGAUGCAUUGCGACGUCUCGCGCCCAAUGGUGUUGAUAUUUACUACGAGAACGUCGGAGGGGAGCAGCUCGAUGCAGCCCUAGAGGUGAUGAAUGAACGCGGGAGAGUCAUAGCUUGCGGCAUGAUCUCACAAUACAACCUUGGACCAGAUGAGAAAUACGGUGUAAAGAACCUCAUGUAUCUUGUCUCAAAACGGUUGACUAUGCGGGGCUUUAUUGUUGGUGACAAGGAUAUGGGACCUGUCCAUUUCGCGGACCGCAAUCGGAAUGUCGCCAAAUGGCUGCAUGACGGUACCUUCAAGGCGACUAUCAGUGUUACAGACGGUAUUGAUAAUGGUCCCGAAGGGUUCACUGGCAUGCUUGAAGGAAAGAAUUUCGGCAAGUCUGUGUUGAAGAUCGCUGAUAUAGAGGUUAGUACUUCUAGACUUUAG